UUUCUCGUUUCUCUUUUAAAUUCCUCGCAAUUGACAAUUUUCUCGGUGAAAUGAGUAUUCAAGAACACGUACGACUCUCAGUUACAAGAAAAAAUCGCGUAUAAAUAAGUAUUUAAAAUAUGUGCUUUUUAUGAAAAUUUCCUGUGAUUUCAUAACAUUUCCCCUCUUUUCCCCUCUCUAUGCCCUUGAUCCCGCCAACGUACACGCCUAUUUAUCAAUAGUUUGUUUAUUUCUCUUCUCAAGUAAACUACUGCAAAUAUCGUAGAAAUUUGAAACGUAACCUACGUACGUUUGUCGUAAAUCGUCAGUCGUAAUUUUUUAUGAGCAGUGAAAAAAAGUAUUAAUUUAUCGUUUAUUCGCGAUUCGAAUUGAAAUGGCAUCGUUUUUCAAUAAUGUCGGAUUGAACUUGAAUCCGUUCGCUACCAGAGUCGGCCAGAAAAUAGAAGAGGCAACAGAUAGUAAUCACGCUUCAGAAAACUGGGCAUUGAUUUUAGAAGUAUGCGAUUUGAUUAAUGCGACCGAAGAUGGUCCUAAAGACGCUGUCCGAGCGAUUCGUAAACGAUUGCAGCAAAACGCUGCGAAAAAUUAUAAAACAGUGUUGUAUACGUUGACACUACUCGAAGCUUGCGUUAAAAAUUGCAACAGAAAAUUUCACGUGUUAGUCUGCAGUAAAGAUUUCGUUCAAGAAUUGGUCAAACUAAUCGGACCGAAAAACGAUCCCCCUAUGAUAGUACAAGAAAAAGUACUCAGUUUAAUUCAAAGUUGGGCCGAUGCGUUCUACAAUCAACCAGAUAUGUCACCGGUGGUGCAGAUUUACAGAGAUUUAAAAACCAAAGGAAUCGAGUUCCCGAUGACCGAUUUGGAUGCCAUGGCGCCAAUUCAUACGCCUCAGAAAUCUGUUCAGUCAGUGCAGCCAAUAACGAAACAUUCCGCACCCGCUUCAUCACCAACACGAGUUCAUCCUCCUCAACCCUCAUUUACAAAUCUGGAAGGAGCACUGCGUCUGAGUCCCGAGCAACUGGCCAAAUUACGCAGCGAACUGGACAUCGUUCAAGAGAAUAUGACUAUAUUGAACGAAAUGCUCACAGAGCUGACACCGGGCCAGGAGCAUCCAUCAGAUUUGGAAUUAUUGGUCCAACUCCAUAAUACUUGUAAAGCGAUGCAAGAGAGAUUAGUAGAAUUAAUCAGUCAACUCGCUCAAGACGAAGUUACCGCCGAAUUGUUACGUAUUAAUGAUUUACUGAAUAAUUUAUUCCUGAGGUACAGUAGAUACGAGAAAAAUCGAUCGGCUACGUUAACGCCACUAUCCAGCGGUCCUGAUAUCGGCAAAGAAACCGCUUCGUUGAUCGACCUAGGCGACGACGGAGAUCGUAGGAAAGACGACGUCGUUGAUCUGAUCAGCGAUAUCAGAGAAUUAAAUGUGAAAAAUGACGGCUCACCUUCGAAAUUCAGUGGCCAGAAGAGAAACGAUAAUGAUUUCGAUAUGUUCGCUCAGUCUCGAAACGUAACCUACGAAUCGUCUAAAAAAGGUGGCAGCUCUUACGAAGAUAAUUUGAAACCGAAUCAACUACCCGGAAGUUUAGCAUCCGCAACGCAGAAUCGUUCACAGCCUCCUUCUUUGGAUCCUAUUAUCGGGAUGCACAGAGAAAGUGAUUUCGACGAAAUGGCCGCUUGGCUCGAAGAGCAAUCCGGCGGCGUCCCUGCAGAAACAGACUCGUUGACUAGCAGCGAAUUCGAUAGAUUUUUAGCCGAACGUGCCGCAGCUGCUGAGAAUCUGCCGAGUCAAUCAACAGCCUCAGCAUCUCCUGCCAGAAGUACAACUAGUCAGCGAACCAACAAACAACCUAGUAAAGAUAUGUAUGCUUUAUGAAGUUAAUUCUUGCCCACUCUUUUUAUCGGUUACAUAUUGUAAAGCUUCGUAUUUUCCCCUGACCCUGACCCCCCGACCUUUGUUGUAAGUUUUGAUGAAGUCGGUUGUUGGCAUUUUCAAAGGGCUGUGCGUUAUUUAUGCGAGGUCUCAGUGUUGUAAAAAGUCGACGAAAAAAUAGUUACCAAAAUGAAACAUGGUGCAGAAUAAGGUAACGUUCGCUAGUUUUACCUUGCGGGUGAUAAAAAAAAAUCAGGUGAAUGUUUGUAUGAAAAGUUUACGAACAUAGGGUUGUAAUUCGAUUGAAACUCGAACUCCUGAAACAUUAUUAUGGUGGUUGGAACUGAACAUUGAUUAGGGUUUUAGUUUCAUGUUGAAUGAGCUAUCCGAUCUGAAUUAUUUCGUUCUUUAAAAUGUACAAGUUUGUAACUUGACGUAAUUUCAUCAAUUUUUAAUGACGUUUCUUUUUUAGAAAAAAUUAUUUUAAAAACAAGCGUAAUAUGCUUUUGUUUAUUCGAUACAAGCUGCGCUUUGUUUAAAAGUUUUAUAAAUUAUGAAGUUUUUUUUUCCUGAAAAUAUACGUAUACCUUUUCUCACUAUCUAGUCUAUUUGUGUAUCGUAUCAAUAUUCAAAAUACUGCGCCUUAUUGCAAAACAUUCCAUUCGUUUAUUUGAGAAACAACCGACUUCAGUCUGUAUUGCGUCGUUUAAAAGUUCUCGAUACAUCAGGUUUCGAGAUAGACCCCCCCAUCUUUCAUCAGUUUGUUAAACUUUUUAAUUUUUAUUACACAUUCUUUUACGAGAUUUUUUUCUACGUCUCGCGUAUAUAUGUUAUUGAUUAUUAUUUUAAUGAUAGGGAUACGAGUAUCUAUACCAAAAUCAAAUUUUUGUAUAGAAACAUUCAUUACUAUUACGGAUUUUGAAUGAUUAUUCUGAAUUUGAUUUCGUUUUCAAUUUUUACCUUACGUGUGUUGCGGAUUCUAAAGCUUUACAUAAUGGUCGCAUUUUUCUAAUGGUUGUAUUUAUGUAUAGGAAGAAAGAAUUUGUAUUGUGUAACUUGGUAUGCUUAAUUGGAACUAAACAUUAAUUCUUGGAUUUAAUUCGUAAUUCAUUGUAUAUUUGUUUUUUUCUUUUUUGUUUAUUAAAAAUAUUCGUGUUGACUGUA
Planococcus citri (citrus mealybug) is the source of this 3031-nucleotide messenger RNA. Its product is annotated as TOM1-like protein 2. Gene Ontology annotation, biological process: signal transduction. Gene Ontology annotation, cellular component: membrane; endosome. The record is from RefSeq and is a predicted model, not a curated record. The transcript has 12 exons. Bases 374 to 1870 code for a protein of 498 amino acids. Lineage: Eukaryota; Metazoa; Arthropoda; Insecta; Hemiptera; Pseudococcidae. Gene Ontology annotation, molecular function: phosphatidylinositol binding; ubiquitin binding; clathrin binding.